Fusarium oxysporum Fo47 is the source of this 1689-nucleotide messenger RNA. Its product is annotated as glycoside hydrolase superfamily. Gene Ontology annotation, cellular component: beta-galactosidase complex. Gene Ontology annotation, molecular function: beta-galactosidase activity. Lineage: Eukaryota; Fungi; Ascomycota; Sordariomycetes; Hypocreales; Nectriaceae. The record is from RefSeq and is a predicted model, not a curated record. The transcript has a single exon. Gene Ontology annotation, biological process: carbohydrate metabolic process. The coding region runs from base 1 to 1689 and encodes 562 amino acids.
AUGACAGCGAGCACCAAAGAUCAGUCUCCGCAGCAUCCUCACCUCCGGCGCGAUGAUAAUAGCACUCAUCUAAUUGUCAAUGGAAAACCUUUUCUUAUGCUCGCUGGCGAGUUACACAACUCCUCUCUCAGCUCAGCCCGCUACAUGACCGAGGUGUGGCCAGCCAUGAAGGAACAGGCUAUCAACACAUUGCUCGGCGUUGUCUCUUGGGAGCAGAUUGAGCCCGCCGAGGGCGAAUUUGACUUUGCAGAGUUGGAUAAGGUCAUUCUCGACGCUCGUGGGCAUGGUAUACACCUUGUACUCUUGUGGUUUGGUGCAUACAAGAACGCUCUCAGCACCUACGUUCCUCCGUGGGUCAAGACAGACUCGAAGCGUUUUCCCCGGGUAUGCAGUAUCGAGGCGGGUGGCAAGCGAAAGAUUCUCGACGUCAUAACACCUUUUUCUAUGGAGUGUGCUGAGGCCGAUGCAAAGGCCUUUGGCAAACUCAUGUCCCACGUCAGGGAGCUUGACGAAUCCUACUCUACGGUACUGAUGGUCCAGGUCCAAAACGAGUCAGGAAUACUCGGCGACUCCAGAGAUAGAUCUCCUAUAGCUGAGGCGGCCUUUAAGCAACCAGUUCCAGAAGAGCUACUCCGCCACUUGGCCGACAACCCACACCCACGAUUUGCGAAGCGAUUUCCUACUAUCCCCAAAAGCGGACAGCACUCUUGGGAACAAGUAUUUGGGGCUGGACCGCCUGCAGACGAGAUGUUCAUGGCCUUUUACUUUUCCCGCUAUAUUGAAAAAGUUGCUGCGUCGGGCAAAUCCGCUUAUCCGUUGCCAUUCUAUGCUAAUGUCUGGCUCAACCUCGACUCACCAGCAGAUCUAGAUUCUGCCGUAGCUCCUUCCAUUGUUGCUUCAGUCGUCGUAGCUGGCGGCUCCGGACCGGGUGUAUACCCUUCUGGUGGACCUUGCGCCCAUGUUUCCGAUAUCUGGGGGUUUAAUGCACCUUCGUUGGACUUUCUCGCACCGGAUCUCUAUAUGCAGGACUACGAGACGGUUUGUAGAGAUUACACGGCUAAGGGCAAUCCGCUCUUCAUUCCGGAGCAGAGACGGGACAGGGAAGGUGGUCGCAGGAUGUGGCUGGCUUACGGAACAUAUGGCGCGCUCGGCGUGAGUCCAUUCGGCAUUGAUACCGGAGCUGAAGCCAUUGGUAGGGAGUACAAGGUCCUAGCCAAGGUCAAAGACUUUAUCUUGAGUGCCUUACCUGCCGACCGGUUUGGCUUCUUCUUUGACGAGAUUGGAAUAACUGCUAGGGUCGAUAAGCCUUGGGUCAGGGUAUUCGGAGACAUUGAGGUCACUGUGGAGCGAGCUUUUACCUUUGGCAAGCCAGGCCCCGCCGGAGGCCUUCUUAUCAGGUUGGCUGAUCGUAUGUUCAUGGUUGUCGGAUACGGCUUCCAAGCCCGCUUCAAGGGUUUGGCAAAAGGGGUUGCUUUCACCGGUCUCCAUAGUGUCAAGGAGAUGGAAAGUGACCAGGAGGGAAAGCUCCAUGUCCUGCGCAUGUUCAAUGGUGAUGAGACAAAAGGAGGCGAGGCCGUGGUUAUGCCAAAUGAGGAACCUGACUAUGGUGAUUUCCCUGUUGCGACUACUAUACCGGCUCGUACCGGCGUUGCACAAGUUGAAGUGUAUACCCUGGCAGAGGAUGCUUAA